Pantherophis guttatus is the source of this 6039-nucleotide messenger RNA. RefSeq names its product prolylcarboxypeptidase (gene PRCP). Lineage: Eukaryota; Metazoa; Chordata; Lepidosauria; Squamata; Colubridae. Gene Ontology annotation, molecular function: dipeptidyl-peptidase activity; serine-type exopeptidase activity. Gene Ontology annotation, biological process: angiogenesis involved in wound healing; negative regulation of systemic arterial blood pressure; regulation of blood vessel endothelial cell migration. The record is from RefSeq and is a predicted model, not a curated record.
UUGCGGCUAUGCGGGUGUUUGCGGGGCUGUGGGGCGGGUGGCUCUUCUGCCUCGCCUGGGUCGGCGAUUUCGGGCGUGCCUGGAGUAUUUUCGGCCAUCCUCACCUCUACGCGGCCUCCCGUCCCGAUUCCUCCCGGCUUUUGGGGCUUCGCGCUUACCGCACUUGCUAUAUAGCCCAGAAGAUCGAUCACUUUGGUUUUGCUGAAGACCGCACAUUCAAACAGCGCUACCUCAUCGCAGAUCAGCACUGGAAGAAAGACGCCGGCUCAAUCCUUUUCUACACUGGCAAUGAAGGGGACAUCGCCUGGUUUGCAAAUAAUACGGGUUUCAUGUGGAAUGUGGCCGAAGAAUUGGAUGCCAUCCUGGUUUUUGCCGAACACAGAUACUACGGGGAAUCCUUGCCGUUCGGAAAUAAGUCAUACACCGAUGCUAAGCACUUGAAUUACUUGACUUCGCAGCAAGCUCUGGCUGAUUUUGCGGUACUUAUCCAGCACUUAAAAAAUACGAUUCCUGGAACGCAGAAUACUCCAGUGAUAGCCAUAGGAGGGUCUUAUGGCGGAAUGCUUGCUGCCUGGUUCCGAAUGAAGUACCCCCACGUAGUAAUUGGAGCUCUGGCUGCAUCGGCCCCCAUUUGGCAGUUCGACAGCUUGGUUCCCUGUGGUUCCUUUCAUAAGAUAGUGACCGAAGAUUUCAAAAAAAGCGGGGUUGGCUGUUCGGAAUCCAUCCGAAAUUCCUGGGCGGCCAUUAAACGUAUUGCUGACACAGAGAAAGGUUUACAGUGGCUUUCCCACACAUUUCGUUUGUGCAGCCCCUUGAAAACCACAACAGAUGUCAUCAACUUCAGAGAAUGGCUAAGUGGGACGUGGAUUUACGUGGCCAUGGUAGACUAUCCGUAUGAAGCCGCCUUCUUACAGCCUCUCCCUGCCUGGCCUGUUAAGGUUAUCUGCAAAUACCUGAAAAACCCCAAACAGCCAGACAGGUUGUUGCUGCAGAAUAUUUUCCGGGCUGUAAACAUCUACUACAAUUAUACUGGACAUGCAUCCUGCUUGAACUUAACUCGGACUGCUACUAAAAGUCUGGGCCUCAAGGGCUGGUCUUAUCAGGCUUGCACUGAGAUGGUGAUGCCCAUGUGUUCAGAUGGUAUCAAUGAUAUGUUUGAGCCACAGAAAUGGGACUUCCAUUCUUACUCGGAGAGCUGUUUCAAAGCCUGGGGGGUACGGCCACGCCCUUCCUUGAUUCCCACCAUUUACGGUGGGAAAAACAUAAGCGCUCACAGUAACAUCAUUUUCAGCAACGGAGGGCUCGAUCCCUGGUAUGGAGGUGGCGUGACAAAGAACAUCACGGAUACUCUUGUGGCCAUCAUGAUCCCGGAAGGAGCUCAUCACCUGGAUCUGCGUGCCAAGAACCCCUCUGACCCAAGCUCCGUCCGGCAGGCUCGCCUCUUGGAAGUCCACUACAUGAAGUUGUGGUUACAGAAGCACAAGAGGGUUAAAAAAUGCCCAAAGUAACUGGAUAGUAGUUGGGGGUUUGUGUAGCAACGGUUAUCCUUUGGUUGAUUGUCUCCUUUCUGGAUUGUCUCUUCUUCGUCUUGCUUUUUCUGAGCAUUCUUUAACUUCUCCUGAUUCGUCAUCAAGAUGUCUGUUUGAGACAAGCUGGAAUCGACAUGGCUCACCUUCGGUUAGUGACGUCCCAUCCAUGUCUCUCUUUACAGGAAGCCAAGACGAUUUCUUCCUGUUCUUCACUGAGCUAUAGGACCCACAAGUGGGAAAGGAGAAUGCUUCUUAAUCCCCUUUGCCUGCCCCACUUACUUAGCUGUACAGGGAGCUGGACUCUCUACAGGUAGUCCUCGACUUACGAAGCACCACGGAGCCCUAAAUUUAUCUUGCUCAGUGAGAAAUUCGUUGAGCGAGUUUUGCCCCGUUUUACAACUUUUUCCGCCACGUUUCUUAAGCGAAUCAUAGAGUGGUCCGGUGGCCUAGAGGUGGUGCUCUCGCCUCACAAUCAGGAGGCUGUGAGUACGAUCCUAGGCAGAGGCAGAUAUUUCUCUCUCCGGGCACGAUGAGAAUAUAUCUGCUGAAUGUAACUCCCCACUGGCAACAGGAAGGGCAUCCGGCCAGUAAACACUCCGCUCCGUUCAGUUGCCCAGACUCCAUCCCGCAAGGGAUUACGGGGUCCUUAAAAGAUUUCUUAAGUGAAUCACUGCACUUGUGAAACUGAUAACACGGUUGUGAAGUGCGUCUGGCUUCCCCCCCGUUGACUUUGCUCGUCGGAAGGUCACGGAAGCGGAUCACGUGACCCUGUGGCCGUCAUAAAUGUGAGUCAGCUGCCAAGCAUCCGGAUUUUAAUCCCGUGACCAUGGGGAUGCUGCAACCGUCGUAAGUGUGAAAAACGGUCAUGGGUCAUUUUUUUUUUGGCCGGGCCGUUGUAACUUCGAACCGUCACUCCAUGGCCUGUUGUAAGUCGAGGACUACUUGUAUUGUCUUAAUUUAAGGAAUUCAGGGGACCAACAGGUGGCAGGGCGGCUGAUAAUUUAGGAGGCGACUUUAAAGGAAGAAUAGACAAAUUUGUGAAGGAACCUUUGCCCUCAAAAUACUUGAGGUAAUAUUUUGCUGUUCCUUGCCAUUGGCUGGAAGGCGCUCUACUUGAAUAGAUCCCGCUCUUGAUUUUGGCUGUUUACUUUGAAAUCUAGUCACCAGGAAGCACUAUUACAGCAGAAGCAGGGGUGAAAUGCUCCCGGUUCGGAUCGGAUCGCCCGAUCCGGUAGCGAUGGAGGCGGGUGGUUCGGGGAACCGGUAGCAAAAAUCCCUGCCCCCCUCUCCAUGCCCAGCUGAGCCGCGCAAUCAUCAGAGGCUUUUUUUUAUUAUUUUUAAAAGCAUUUUUUCUCCAACCUUUGGCCGAAAACAUGCUUUUAAAAGUAAAAAAAAAAAAAGCCUCUGAUGAUCGCACGGCUCAGCUGGGAUCAUCAGAGGCUUUUAAAAGCAUUUUUUCUACAACCUCUUCGGCCGAAGAAGUUAUAGAAAAAAUGUUUUUUUUUUAAUAAAAAGAAAGCCUCUGCCGAUCAGGCAAGUCAGCUGGAAUCGUCAGAGGCUUUAAAAAAGAAAAAAGCCUCUGCCGAUCAGGCAACUCAGCUGGGAUCAUCAGAGGCUUUUAAAAGCAUUUUUUUUUACAACUUCUUCAGCAGAAGAGGUUGUAGAAAAAAUGGUUUUAAAAGUAAAAAAAAAAAAAAAAGUUGGCCACGUCCCCUCAGUCAUAUUAUCCUCCCAAGCCACGCCCACAGAACCGGUAGUAACAAAUUUUACAUUUCACCACUGAGCAGAAGACUUGUGUCUCUGCGUGUUGUUUGGUUGCAAGUAUGAUCCCAAAGGUGCUUUUUUUCAGGAGGCAACUGGACUCUCUUGUUUUUUUUUUCUUUGAAGACGUUUCGCUUCUCAUCCAGGAAGCUUCUUCAGCUCUGAGUGGAUGGUGGGGAAUGGAAGGAUUGAUACUCCUUGCAGACAGCUGGUCAUUUGCAUCCUUUUAGAGAGUCGUUGAGGCCACUUGGAGGUUCACCUGCGAAAUGCUAAUGGUUCCUGUAGUCUGCAAUCUUUUCUGGAAAUCCGUUCAUACCAGUGUUGAAAUCCAAAUUAUUUUACUACCGGUUCUGUGGGCGUGGCUCAGUGGGCGUGGUGUGGUAUGGUAUGGUGGGGGUGCUUGGUGGGGGUGGCAGAGGAAGGACACUGUAAAAUCUCUAUUCCCACCCCACUCCAGGGGAAGGAAACUGCAAAAUCCCCAUUCCCAUCCCACCCCAGGGGAAGGAUACUGCAAAAUCCCCAUUCCCACCCCACUCUGGGGCCAGCCAGAGGUGGUAUUUGCCGGUUCUCCGAAGUACUCAAAAUUUCCACUACCGGUUCUCCAGAACCUGUCAGAACCUGCUGGAUUUCACCCCUGGUUCAUACUUCCACACCAUUUGAAGGGGUUUCAUCCCAAAUUGCAUAGCUUAAAACAACGGAUUUCCAGGGGUAGGGGGAAAUGCAGACUACCGGAACCAUUUGCACCACUCAGGUGACCCUGAGGACACAGAUAAACAUCCGAGUGGCCUCAACAACCCUCUAAAAGGAUGCAAAUGACCAGCUGUCUGCAAGGAAUAUAAAUCCUUCCAUUCCUGUUCUGCCCCAGCUACGGACCCCAAAGAAUGCAGCACACACAAAGUCCGCACAAACCUUGCUUUAGUAAUUAAGGACUACUAAUGAGCUUUCUUAGUAGUUGUUCGAACACAAGUACAGUUUAAACCAGUCUUUUCUGAACAAGGGCUGUUAAUUUAACUUCAUUAACAGCCGACAAGAAUCCAAAGAAUAAUAACUCAAUUCUGAGGCACGGUAUUUCAAAUAACCGUAAUCUUACUGUGCUUGGCAGAAUGCCCAGAAGCAAUUUGCAGGAAAACUGACGAGAGAAACAAGAGCCGAAUCAAACGUUUCUGGAAUCAAGACGCGAAAGGAAUGUGAACGAAGUUGUUUCCUGCAAAUUGCAUCAGUUGUCGUCCUUCCUUAAAUAGGCUAGGGGAGUGGCCAAUUAGCCCCAAGCCUUACUCUCGAGGAGAUCUCCUCCUGAGGAGCCACUCCUGCCUUUUGGCAGCUCUGCACGCCCGUGCAUCAAGAAGAGGCUCCUCCUCUUCAUCCUCUUUACUUAAGGGAGCUUCUGGAGGUUCUGAAGGCCCUGGCUGAAUCCCCGCCUCUGGCACCACAUCUUCUCCAGCCUCCUCAUUGUCCGACUCGAGUGCCAGCUGCACAGGCUGCUGGUGCAGCACCACACCAGCCUCCUCGCUGUCGGAAUCAGCUACUAACUGCACAGGCCGCUGACAGGCCACAACAAUUCCCCACUAUCUACUCAGAGCUGAAGAAGCUUCUUGGAUGAGUAGCGAAAUGUCUUCAAGGAAAAACAGAAAGUCCAGUUGCCUCCUGAAAAAGCACCUUUGGGAUAAACAUGACCUGGAUAUGAUGGAGAAUCGCUACAGACUUUUACAAGGAUGAUGCUAAACAAGAUGUGUCUGUGAUGGUGGGAGGCGGGUAGGAGAUGGUCCUGCAAAUAGUCAGUUUGUUCCUUCUCUGAUUGCAAGAGUUGACCUAUUCAUUUCUGCACACUCUAAUAUUUUCCUAAUCGCAUUCUCAUCCGUAGGAAUCUCUUCACUUUUCCAAUUUUGUGCAAAUACAAUUCUAGCUGCAGUUAUUACAUGGAUAAUCAAAUACACAUUGUCUUUACUGUAAGUUUCUGGUAAAAUCCCCAACAAAAAUAUUUCGGGUUUCAAAUCAAUAUGUUGUUGUACUGUGUUUCCCCGAAAAUAAGAUCCUGUCUUAUAUUUUUUUGAACCCCGAAAUAAGCGCUUGGCCUUAUUUUCGGGGAGGUCUUAUUAUUUUGGGGCGCGUGGAGCAAGAUGGGGCUCCUCUUGCCGUCUUACCUGAUUUCCAGCUCUGCGUUUAAAUAUUUUCAGGGAGGGCUUAUUUUUUGGGGGAGGCUUAUUUUAGUGCAUGCGCUCAAAGGCCCAAUUGGGCUUAUUAUCAGGGGAUGUCUUAUUUUCAGGGAAACAGGUUAUCAUCUUCUGUUGUAAAUUGAGGACUACCUGUGCCUUCUUUCUGAAAAAAAGAAAAACAAUGUGAAAUUCUAUUUAUAACAUGGACUUAAGGGGGCAGUAUUGUAUUUAAGAAAACAUCCCGACUUUGGGAAUAAAAUGUAAUUUAUUUCCUUUAAAAAAAAAAAAAGAAGAAGUUUUUCCGAUUUAAGACACCGUAACGAGUUAUUCUAGAUGGGUCUCCAAUUUUUUGCUCGAAGAAAAAAAAACUUUUUUUAAAAAAAAGAGCACGAUUUUCAGAGUUUAGAAGGACUUGGAUGAAUGAUUUUUAAAUUGGGUGUUUUAAAUUUUUGGGGUUUUAAAUCUGAGCCGAAAUUAUGUAAUAAUUUUAAUUAAUUUUUAACUGAUGUCUGUCUUUGUGUUUUUAAUAGGCUGUACACCGCCCUGAGUCCUUCGGGAGAAGGGCGGUAUAGAAAUAAAAUUAUUUAUUUAUUUUA